GCACUGCUAGCAGCUGCAUCCAUAGUGACCUAAGAGCCUGGGCUGUGCAGCUGCUGCUCCCCCAGCGGGUCUGUGUCAGGGAGAGACCUUCAGCAAAGCCCCUCUCUGCUCAGCCCAGGGGGAGCUUCCUGCAGGGGCUGGUUCCAGCCCCCCAGGGACAGGCCCGGGCUCUGCAGACACCAGCUCCAGAGCCGGAGACUCCAGUGGCAGGACAUUGACAGUACCCUUGUUCCCCUGCUUCAUCUAUGAGGCUGGCGGCUGCCGUGGAGGUGGCCAAAUCUAGCCAUGGAGCCAUAUGUAUUGCUGGACCCUCGGCAGCGGGCGCUGUACAGGGAUGUCAUGCAGGAGAGUUACGAGACCUUGAUGGCCCUGGAAUUUCCCAUUUCGAAGCCUGACCUGCUCUCCCGGCUGGACCAUGGGGAUGAGCCAACAGCUCUGGACCUCCACGUGCCUAAAGGUGCCCGUGCAGCAGAAGGGGCCACAAGCGAGAACGAGGAGGAGAACCCCGCGCGGGAAAGCCCUAAGGAGCCAGAGUCGGAGAGCCCUGAGAGUGGGAAAGCUCCUCUGAGCUCUCCUGAGGCAACAGGGAAGGCAGCAAAGAAUGAGGCGGGUGAGGCUGCGGCCCGCCCCAGUGAGAGCCCCAACACCUGCCAUGAGUGCGGGAAGACCUUCAGCCACAAGUCAGCCCUGGUGAAGCACCAGAAGAUCCACACAGGUGAGAGGCCCUAUGAAUGUGCCGACUGCGGGAAGAGCUUCAUCCAGCGCUCAGACCUGACCAUCCACCAGCGCGUGCACACUGGGGAGCGCCCCUACGCCUGCCCCGACUGCGGGCGCCGCUUCAGCGUCAGCUCUUCCCUGCUCACCCACCAGCGUACCCAUGCGCCGAGUGGGGAGAAGCCUAACCGCUGCCCGCAGUGUGGCCGCAGCUUCACGGACCCCAGUGCCCUGGCCCGGCACCAGAAGAGCCACUUGGGUGGGAAGCCCUAUGAGUGCGGGGUGUGUGGGAAGGCCUUCGCCUGGAGCUCCCACCUUGAGCGGCACCAGCGCAUUCAUACGGGUGAGAAGCCCUUUCAGUGCGGGGAGUGUGGUCGGGCCUUCGCCUGGAGCUCUCACCUGGACCGCCACAUGCGCACCCACGCGGCCGUCGUGGAGGCGGCGGAGGAGGAAGCGGAGGAGGAACCCCCGCCGCCCCCGCAGCGCUGCGCCGAUUGUGGCAAGCGCCUCAACCACCAGACGGACCCACAGCGCUUCAAGCACAAAGGCACACAGACCCAUGCUGAGGUGGAGGUGGAGGAAGGCAUCCCCGACCGACCCCACUGCUGCCCCCACUGCGACAAAUGCUUCAGCCAGAGCUCAAACCUGCUCAAGCACCAGCGGGUCCACACUGGGGAGAGGCCCUACCCCUGCCCCGACUGCGGCCGCCGCUUCCGCUGGGGCUCAGCUCUAGCCAAGCACCGCCGCACCCACAUCCGUGACCGCCCCUCUGAGGCCUCCUCCAGUCAGGGCUCCCCAGAGGAUGCUACAGAGGAGGCAGCACCAACACCACCCACUGCUGGCAGCAAGCCCUACCCAUGCGGUGCCUGUGGGAAGAGCUUUGGCUGGGUCUCGCACCUGGAGCGGCACCGGCGCAUCCACACAGGAGAGAAGCCGUUUCGGUGCGGGGAGUGUGGCCGGGCCUUCGCUGUUAGCUCCCACCUGGAGCGGCACCGGCGCAUUCACACUGGGGAGCGCCCAUAUCGCUGCGGCGAUUGCGGGAAGAGCUUUGCCGUCAGCUCCACCCUCCUGGCGCACCGGCGCACCCAUGCUGCCCAGGAGGGGAGACCUCACCAGUGCCCUGACUGUGGCAAAGGGUUUGGGGCUGCUGCCAGCCUAGAGCGGCACCGGCGCCUGCACCGGGGUGAGAAGCCCUACCAGUGCAACAUCUGCGGCAAGGGCUUUGCCUGGAGCUCCCACUAUGAUAGGCACCGGCUCACACACACAGGUGAGAAACCCUUUGCCUGUGCCCAGUGUGGCAAGCGCUUUGGCCGCAGCUCCCACCGCAACCGGCACCAGCGGGCCCACGCCCAGGGGGGCAACGGAAACAUCAGGGAGAAACGCCAUGUCUGCCCUGAAUGUGGUAAGGCCUUCAGCCUCAGCGCCGCCCUGGCAGCCCAUCAGAGACUCCACUUGACCAGUGCCGGCAGCAGCAGCCCGCUCUCCCUGCUGCCUCCUGCGUGGUGGGAGACCGAGAGAAGGACAGGGACGCCGCCACCUGAGGCCUGGGCUGAGGACCCCACUGCUCCAUUCCAGUGCUCCGACCCUUCCUCCUCCUCAUCCUCCUUGCCUGGGGCAUGGAUGGCCAAGUCCCUUGUGCCUCCUGCUGCAGCUGCUUGGAGACCUGGGGAAGUAGAGGGCAGCCAGGCCACCAACACCACAAGCCAACUAGAGAGCUGGGCCCAGCUGCCUCCCCCCAGCUCCUAACUCAGCUCCUGGCUAACUUGGGGGAAGGGGGAAUCUGUGUCACCAACAUUAAGCUCCCUAUUUUGGGGAGAACCAGAAACCUCCUGCACUCUGGUCUUCAUGACUAUGGGUGGGUGACUGACCUGCUUCCCUUCCCUUCCCCCAAGCCAGGUACCCCUCCAGGUGUGAUGGCACAGUGACUUUCAAAACACCGUCACUGGGAUCUGCCACUGAUGCGGAAGAUUGCCCUUUAAGCACUUGGUGUCUGAAGCACCCCAGAGUGCCACGAAAGGGGCAAGGGGGCUGGACGGGCAGGGAGUGAAGGGCUGACAUGGGGGUGAGUGCGUGCUGGGGGCAGGGAUGGAAACCAGAAUGGGGGUGAGGGCGAUGCUGAAGGGUUAGGGGAGGAAUGAGUGU
Messenger RNA from Alligator sinensis (Chinese alligator), 2856 nucleotides. RefSeq names its product zinc finger protein 345-like. Lineage: Eukaryota; Metazoa; Chordata; Crocodylia; Alligatoridae. The record is from RefSeq and is a predicted model, not a curated record. Gene Ontology annotation, molecular function: DNA-binding transcription activator activity, RNA polymerase II-specific; RNA polymerase II cis-regulatory region sequence-specific DNA binding. The transcript is spliced from 5 exons. Gene Ontology annotation, cellular component: nucleus. The coding region runs from base 286 to 2460 and encodes 724 amino acids. Gene Ontology annotation, biological process: regulation of transcription by RNA polymerase II.